AUUUUACUGGUUACAACCAGAUUCACAGGUAGCAUCGCCGAUAAACACGCCCUUAUCUCCGCAUAUUUCCAUCAAUCCAGUCAAGUACAGCGCCACAGAUUUCAGUUGUUUGUCGAUCAGGAGCCAGCUAAUUCGCCUAAAAAUCAAGUCUCAAGAAACUUGAAAACUAAAGUUUCGCGUGUAGUAGUUUGAAAAACUGUCAAAAUCCCGGAUCUCCCGCCACCGCUCUUUGCACGGUCAUGACUGUUGAAUCGUUGGAAUAUCUGUGCACGCAUUUGUUGAAAAGCAAGCUGUUCGUGUUUUUCAAGUUCGGGAAUACAUUUUAUGUGUUUGGAGUUUGAUUUCAUGGCAAAGAAAUGUUGAGUAUUUUUUGCCGCGCCCGUAACUGUAUUUUAAUUUGAGUUGAGGACGGAGCAUGGUAGUCGGGUUGGAGGAGCGAUGAUAAUGGACGAGCAGCCGCACCAGGAGCUGGUGAAAUGCGUCGUGGUCGGCGACACCGCCGUCGGCAAGACCCGGCUCAUCUGCGCCCGCGCCUGCAACAAACAGGUCUCCCUCUCCCAACUCCUCAACACACACGUCCCCACCGUCUGGGCCAUCGACCAGUACAGGAUCUACAAAGACGUGCUGGAAAGAUCCUGGGAAGUUGUGGAUGGAGUGAAUGUUUCUCUCCGUCUCUGGGACACGUUUGGCGAUCACGAGAAAGACAGGAGAUUCGCCUACGGCAGAUCGGAUGUAGUGCUUCUCUGUUUUUCGUUAACUAGUCAUGUCUCUCUUCGAAACUGCAAAGCCAUGUGGUAUCCAGAAAUCCGCCGAUUUUGCCCGCAAACCCCUGUUCUCCUGGUUGGCUGUAAAAAUGAUUUGAGAUUCAUGUAUAGAGACGACAGCUACUUAACAUACUUCAGAGAUAAAAGUCCUUUCGUCCGACCAACCAGAAAAUGCGAUCUCGUAAUGCCUGAUGAGGCGCGGGCAGUAGCCCGAGAGCUUGGUAUCCAUUAUUAUGAGACAAGUGUCCUUACCUAUUUUGGUGUCAAUGAAGUUUUUGAAAAUGCCAUUAGAGCCGCUCUAAUUGCCCGGCGACAACAGCGCUUCUGGAUGACAAAUUUGAAGAAAGUUCAACGUCCUAUUUUACAGGCUCCAUAUUGUCCUCCGAAACCGUUGUUACCGGAAAUAUUCGUGCAAGACUCUGUUUUUGAAGAUAACUUAGUUGAGCUUUACAAACAACAAGCCUACACUGACGUAGUUUUUGUCACUGGAUCAGUCGGUUUCACAGCACACCGUUUUAUACUCUCAGCAGCCUCUCCGUCUUUACAUCGGCUAUUACUCUUGAAUGAUAAUGCAGGCAGUGAGGUUGGGCGCAGUGCCAGCGAAUCAAGUAUGGUUUCAUCAUUUGGAGAGACAACACAAGGCGAUUUCAAUGAAGACACCGAACACCUCAUACGAACAGACAAACAUUCAAAAUUAUGGAAGCAGUUGAAAAGGAGAUCUAGCUGUCAAGUUUUAUCGUCAAGUAGUUCUGCUUCAGCAGACCAUUGUAAAAAAUUUAACAAAGACUUAUCCCACCCAGCCUUUACAUCUAUUAAAAUUCAGCAAUGCGAAGGCUCAGAUCAUGGUGGGCAUGCAGUUACGUCCGUUCAAACUAUUAUAACCUUAAGCAAAUUAGUAACUUCGCAAGCCAUGCAACACUGUCUCCAAUUUCUCUACACGGGCUCUUUUGAUACCCGACUACCAGUCAGCACAUUACAGGAAAUUCGUCAAGCUGCAGAAUUUAUGGACUUAGCAGAAUUACUGGUGUUUGUAUCAAACGUCCAGUCCCAUGAAGAAUUCUUGAAUACAGCAUUGAAGCAGAGGUUCAAAUUGACUUUUAGAUCUAGGUUGAAUGAAAUCUGUCUUGGUGAAGGUGCCUUCUCUGAUGUGCUAUUUCAAUUAGAUGAUGGGCUCUUCGCUGCUCAUCGCGCUUUACUCAUGGCUCGCUGCGACAUGAUGAAAGCAAUGUUCUCAGGAGAUUUCCGUGAAAGCAAUGCCAAAGUGAUUCUCUUUCCUGGAGUCAAGGAGGAAACUUUUGAACAAUUAAUGACUUUCUUGUACACGGAUAAAGUUUCGUCUGAUUUUCUCUAUUGCAAAAAAACAGCUGCUGUUUCGCAGUCGAGACACCAUGUUCUUGAUAUUUUAGAGCUAGCCAACCGACUAUGUUUGCCAAGAUUAGUUAACCUCAUCGAGAAGAAAAUAGUGGAAGAACUGAUCUCAUUAUCAGGCACAAAUGAAUCUGAGAUAGUCCAACACUGUAUUCGCUUACUCGAGCCCUGUAAGUUACACAAUGCUGAUCAACUGGCAGACUGGUUGAUGAGUUAUCUUUGUGUCAAUUAUGAUAAACUUUGCAAACUGUCACCCAAGCUCUUGCGAAUGUUACAUCCGGACAAUCAGCUCUAUAUCACAGAGCAGAGGUGGCCUCCUGUUUGGUAUUUAAAGGACUACGACAACUAUGAAAAGUGCAAAAGCGAGCGUGAAAAAGAGGACCGACUGUUGUUCAAACGAAGCUCCUCGCCCUCCGGGUGCCUGUGCUUCUCGAGCAGUAGCAAAGCAAGUCGAACAACGCCUGCUAACCAUAUGUCUUUGACAUCAUCAAGUGACCGACCGCCUCCUCAGAUUGUCGUCGGGUUUACGCUUGCAUGACCCAAAAUGUUAACCUUAUUUUUCAUAUUUUGCUUUGUAAGUGUCAUGCUAUUGUCCAUCAUCAUUUUUUGCAUAGAGCUAUGGGUUUUAUAGGGAUUCGUUCAGAGGAUAGAACAUGUCAUAGCUGGUGUAUAGGGCCGUUCGGUUUCCUGACUAAUGUCACACAACAAAGAAAUGAGAAGAAGGGAAGGAUCUUGCAUUGUGACACUAUGCAAAACUGAGGACAAAGUGGCCAUGAUCCCCAAAAAUUCUUAGCAGAAAUUUUUCAAUAGUAUCAGGAAAAAUAUCAGCAAAAAAAUCUAGCAAAACAAGAAGUAAUUUUUAGAGAAUGCAUGAAGAGGGCAAAAGAUAAUAAAAAAUGUUGAAGUUGCAGUGUGAUUUAACUCUCGAAUGGAUCUUAGUUUUAUUUGAAUGUCUUGUUAAUGUGAAAGUCAAAUAUUUUGUAAAAGUGUUUUUUUGAAAAACUGAGUUAAAAAUAUUCCAAAAAUAUUUGUCCGCAGGAAUGUCAAUUUUGCCACAAAUCUAAAAGACUAUGGGGAAAUUGAAAACUUUUCUUAUACUACAUGCGUCCUAACUUCUUUUCUAAUUUUUUUUCAUUUCACCCAUCACAAGUACAUGAGUAACUUUUUCACCUUUGUAAUGGCUCAUUUAUUUCAAACACUUUUGUUCAAAAAUUAAUAAACUUCUUAUCAAACUCAUUUCAACAAAUUCAUUUUCAGAAGUGAACGUUCGAAAAAAAGCCCUCCUGAACAUGAAAUGAUUUUUUGUGUAAUUUUGGGUGUCUUUUGACGAAUGUAGGUGUCUCUUGAAUUUUUAAGGUCAACAGUUGUCAGUCAGUGUUGUUAAUAAUCAGAAACUUCCAUGAAUUUGUCCCUUUAUGAGCUGUAAGUUUAAGAAUCAAGAUCUCAUUUUCAUAGCAAAAUUUUUUUCAAAGCAUUAAUGACUAAUCGGAGGAUAUUCAAUCUGCUUUGAUUACAAGUCUUCUAAUUUGAAGCAAUUUUUUAAAUUCUGUAUUUGUGGACAAAAUUUACAUCAAUGCUUAAAGUCCAAACCUCCGUUCCUGACAUCACAGAAUUUCAUACUUUAUUUUUUCCUUGGAAAUCUAGUCAAUGUAAUAUCUUGAACACUUGAUUGAUUUUUCUACCCUGGUAGCAGGAGGAUUUUCUUGUCAGAUGCCUUGUUUCUUUUCAAAAAAGUAAAGCAGAGACUUUGAAACUCCAAAAUGGAAGUACGUCGUAAGUACGGAAGUAAGUUUUGCCAUUGAUAUGCGCCAUUAUUACAAGAACUUUUUGUUUUUCAACUUUGGCCGAUAAUAUUUGGAUGGAUCCAAGUAGAAUCAGCCUAACUGCAUCUUAUGUUGUUUAAUUUCCUCUCAUAAUUUACCUUCUUUACAGACAACUAAACUACUUAAUAUCUUUAAACUUCCAGUGAAUUUAAAACUGUAGAUUAUGAACAUCAUACCUGUAAAUUUUCAAAUUUUAAUGUUACUUUGUUUAUCUGUUUAAAAAAUAAAACAUGAGAGAAUAUUAGGAAACAUGGAAUGUAUUUAGGCCGUUUCUGGCUAAAUCCGUCCAUUUCAUCAAAUCAUAAUAAAUUCAAGUAGGUUGUGCAAUAAAUUCGAAUACUGGUAAAAGAGCCCAUGCCAAUAUUCAGAUAAACUCACAAUCAAUAUCUAAGUUUACCAAUUUUGUGUUCUAGUUCUCAGCUUUAUGCCGAUUACUUCUCUCAUUCUAGAAUUCAAAUUUUUCAUUUUAGCGUUUCUUCAACAUUUCUCUACACUCUGUAACUGAUCUACAAUAUUGUUGUAAUUUUUAAAAUUUGUACUCUUUGCACCGUAGGUACUGCUGUAGACUCUGGUAGUCUUUUAUUCUCUGCUCAUAGCCAGGAAAUUACUAAAUAGCCGUACUUUUUCCAGUUGUAAGAUUCAAUAGCCUCAGUAAUGCUGUUUUCAACUGCGUAUUGUAUACUUGUAGUCAUUCAGUUGAUGUGUAUACAUAAUUUUUAGCAAUACCUAAAUGCAAUUGGUUCAAUUAUUUCUCAAUUAUUUUGCUGAAUUAGCUUAGGGUCUCGUGUAAGCAUUCCGAGUAGGUACUUAUGAAGUUUACAAUUACUAUAAAUAUUUUAAUGUAAAGACACUCUUAGUGAUAAUAUGACCUGUGAUAAUUUUCGAUAAAUUAGAGCAUUUCGCUAAUUGCAAUUCUUUUUUGGUGCCAGGUAAAAGCUUUUGAAGCGCGAUAUAUUUAGGGUGGCAACUCCCGGCAGCAACCUCUUUGAUUAGCUUCAAAGUAUCAUCCCCAUCUGUAAGAAAAAAAAGCACCAUAAAUCGACUCUCAUAUUUUUUUUGUACUUUUCUGGUUUUUUAGUAAUUUUCGUCUCUCCUAUACUCUUCUAUGAGAGUAGAGUUUAGUUUCUCAAUUAUAUUAUAUUUGUAUGGAAGACAUCAAAUUCUAUAUUGUAGUUCAAUCAAAGGCAUUAAGUUCAAACGUAAGUUAAGGAAAUAGCUGAUCGGCAGCAGGAAAAUAAUUCUUUGGAAUCUCUCCUGAAACAUGUGAGUUUUUCUUAACUUAUUCCAUGAGUUUUUGGUUUCUCAUUUCGAAUUUAAUUUGUGUUUUUCCAGUUCUGUUAUCUUCAGUCUUACGCUUACACCUUAAUUUUUUGCUUUUCCGCUGCUAAUUAAAUCAACAUUAGUUGCUUUAAAUCAUCCAAACUUUCUUGAAUGUACCUAAUACUUUUCUUAUUUUGUUUAAUGACUUUAUUUGAUGAAUGAAUAUCUUCAACUUUUGAUAAAAUAGAUGGUGAUAUUAUCAAUCCUCUUUUUCAAAACAAUAGGUUUGUCCUUUUCUUAUGCUUCUACUCCGUGUCAAAUAGUUAAUCUGUUCCGCAUUGCGUUCAUCUCGCUAGCUUUACUCUUUCCUCAAAUCAGCCUUUUGAUUAAGAAUAUGAUCCAAGUAAAAAGAUUAAAAUUAGAUGGACAUAGGCACUAGAGAGAAUUAUGUGAUUGAAAAUCUAUGCUUAAAUCAGAACCGAGUCAGAAGGUAUUUAAUGGUUGUCUUCCGAGGAAAAUCUUUUUGUUUAGAAGUUCAGUUUUAGAAAAAUAUUUAUUUGCUAAAAACAGACCAAAAUCAUCAAGCAAAAUUUUGAAUUUUUGCAGUCGUUUUCUGAAUAAUGCACUUGAUUAUUUGAUUGCUGCGUCUCCUAGAUACCUAAUAAAUUUUGACUCUUAGUUUAUCACGCAACCAUCAGCCAUGUCUCAACUAUUCUAUUAAUUUGUAACUGUAAACAUUGUUAACUUCCAUUUACAUUGUUUUAUACGUUUUUAUUCUUCUAAGUAUAGCUUGUAAAUUUUAUUCUUAAGAUAAUAAUCCAUACAUUGAAAGUAGGAAAGUUUUGUAGACUUCUUGAAUCAUUUUUGGAACAGUGACUGUAUUGAGCAGGAAUAUUCUGUAAAGUUAAAGCGAGUAAGUCCGCCAUCCCAAAGCAGCAAGUUGGCGACCAAAAGCAGCAUGACGACCUGACAUAGGAAUUCUGAUCAAAGUUCAAGGAACUUUAAGUUUAAACUCUUGCCCAUAUUAUAUCCAGGAGUAGGUAGGCUCUUUUAAUAUUUCCGAUCAAACUUCUCUCCUAUUGUCUUUAACAAUGUUGGCUUCCCCAUGUUAGAGAGAAAGUUGUCCUCUUUUUGUUGAAUUUGUUACCACUGAUUUGUGUGUACAUGCGGUAGGAGAAAAUUGUGCAGUACAUAUACAUAUUUGGGGUUCCGAAAACUUUGUAAAACACUAUGGGGUUUAAGACAGACGUCAUAAGAAGUAUGCUUUGAACAGCUGUCACUGAUUUUUUCCAUCAAUUUGAAGUUAUUUAGUGCCAUAUAUUUUUAAAUAGUGAGUUUAGGUUACUGAAUUUUUGCUUAAAUUUAAUUAAAAUAAAGCUCUUUUCUAUUUUAUUCCA
Bemisia tabaci is the source of this 6612-nucleotide messenger RNA. It is a transcript of the gene RhoBTB, whose product is annotated as Rho-related BTB domain containing. Gene Ontology annotation, biological process: small GTPase-mediated signal transduction. The record is from RefSeq and is a predicted model, not a curated record. Gene Ontology annotation, molecular function: GTP binding; protein binding; GTPase activity. Lineage: Eukaryota; Metazoa; Arthropoda; Insecta; Hemiptera; Aleyrodidae.